UUUUCAGGUUGGGCUCUUAUGAACAUGACUAGGCUUCCUCAUCCACUUCUGCGAAUCAUUUGACCAAAGAGAAAUGGAUUGGGUCCAUUGCAAUGCAUGUUAUCGUCAGCCAGAUGAUCCUGAUUGUACUCCUGUGCACAUGACAGAUUGCAGUCACCUGUUCUGCAACCUUUGCUGGCAGAAACAUACACAUGCACCAGGAAAUGGAGGAUCUCCUGUCUUUGUAUGUCCUGAGUGUAGAAAACAUGCAGCUACUUACCCUCUCACCAGCCAAACAGGUGGUCGACCGCGACGUCUCUGCCAAAGCAUAACCACAACAGCAUCAGAAUGCUUCCGCACUCUCAUGGAAGCCAUUGAAUUCCAGAAGACCCAUAGUCAUCACCUUUUUAAGCAAAAUAAAGAUAAGAUAAAUUUGCUGAAAGGAAGGAUAAAUGUCAUGAUGGCAGAAUACCAGAAGUUGAGGGCAGAGAAGCAGGCAACCGAUAAGAAGCUCUUAGCAUCAGAACAGCGUCUUGUUGAAGCUAGUGGGGAGAAGCAAGAAACUGAACAUAAGCUUCAUGUUACACAGAAACGCCUAAUGGAAGUUGAAGAAGAACUGCAGAAGCUACGCAGAGAGAAUGCUUCCUUCCUGCAAAGGUUAUCUGCAAUUGCUUCAACACAAGCCCAAGUGCACCCCCAAGCCACAUACACUUCAACGUAUUCCUGCCCUCAGUCUCGUGAUUCCACACCAGCUCUACAGAUGACUUCUUACCAGAAACCUUCAAGUGUUGAGAUGCAGUCACUGAGGCACAGCCAUGCCCCAGUGAUCUCCCAUGGGCCAUAUGGGGGGAGUGGGAGGCAUACAAAUGAUGGCACUGUGCACAGGCCUUCUCCACUAGAUGCUAUCAGGCAGAAAAGCUUUUCACCAAGUACACCAGGGGUUGGAAGUUCCCUUCAUAGUAUCUCUCCAAAUCGAGGGAGUGCUCACCUGCCUAUCUCAGACAUCUCGCUAUUGAGUCAACUCCAAGAAAAUGUGGUUCAGACAGACCUGAAUGAAAACUGUGCAGUGGGAUCAUACACAUGGACUGUCACGAUGGCAGUUUUCGAAACAUCAAUGCAUCAACCUGAACUAUCAAUGGUGUAUCGAUGCAUCGAGGUGGUGGGGAGGGAUGCUGGAUGA
This is a messenger RNA of Darwinula stevensoni, 1159 nucleotides long. The record is from the annotation of a GenBank genome assembly. NCBI's taxonomy places the organism in Eukaryota, Metazoa, Arthropoda, Ostracoda, Podocopida, Darwinulidae.